AUGGCCUCCACAAAACCCUCAUCGCAAGUGCCCUGGUUCGAGAUGGAGCCAGCUAAAAUUGGGAUGAAGUCAGCCGAAGCGGUUACAAUAUGGCUGCAAGAGGCCAGAAUACCCUGUGCUUUCAUUGGAGAGGUUGCUUUGGAAAGUUACGGCGUUGAGAUUCCCUGCAGGCUGGGAACCACCCUCAUUGUCGCCGACGCAAAAGUACACGAAGCAGCCGAAGCUCUCCGUGCCAACGGCCUCGAGCCCUGCAAAGGAGGCGAUAAUUGCGACUGGGAGAACGAUGCUAUGACUGAAGAAGCGUCAUCACCAGCGCCCUAUCAUUUUCACCUUGAUCAUGGCCCACAAGGUAACCCUCCGUUUUGGUGUGAGUCGCUCAAAUUGUACAGGAAGUCAGAUAUUGAUCCAAAGCUGCCUGAUCCUGGACUGGAAGUUCCAGGGCCUCAGGAUCGGAACUACAUGGUUGUUACGGACCCUCGCUUGCCGCAACUGGGGCAUUGGAAGAGGAGGACGUAUCCCGUUCAAAUCCUCUCAAAGCCACAAUUUUUCAAGACAAUGUUUAACCAAGCAGUCAAUUGUCCUCCAGAUGGAUUGCCUGAUGAUCACCUCACCCCCUGGGAAUGGAAUGUGUUCCGGCUGAAACAGAUGGGUGAUGGUGGACAGCCGAACAGCCACAUGGUCGAGGGUCUUGAAAUGCCGGCGCGUCGGUACAUUGAGCUCCUCGAUAUGGGAGACCUUAAGCCCAGCCGAGAAUUCAUCGCUCAGGUGAGAGGGGGGAAGGUGUUGUAA
Messenger RNA from Aspergillus costaricaensis CBS 115574, 789 nucleotides. RefSeq lists its product as uncharacterized. Lineage: Eukaryota; Fungi; Ascomycota; Eurotiomycetes; Eurotiales; Aspergillaceae. The record is from RefSeq and is a predicted model, not a curated record. The transcript is spliced from 2 exons. The coding region runs from base 1 to 789 and encodes 262 amino acids.